Messenger RNA from Ctenocephalides felis (cat flea), 1638 nucleotides. Its product is annotated as NGFI-A-binding protein homolog. The record is from RefSeq and is a predicted model, not a curated record. Gene Ontology annotation, biological process: negative regulation of DNA-templated transcription. Gene Ontology annotation, molecular function: transcription factor binding; transcription coregulator activity. The transcript is spliced from 11 exons. Gene Ontology annotation, cellular component: nucleus. Lineage: Eukaryota; Metazoa; Arthropoda; Insecta; Siphonaptera; Pulicidae.
UCAGAUUCAACAAAAUCUUAGGGCAAUUUUAAUUGCACAGAUUUUGGAAAAACUAUUAAAAAGUGUCAGUUACUAGUUAAUUGUUCAAAGGCGAACUUAAAAGAAUCGGAGGGAGUUUUAAUGUUAGUGAAAUUUGGGGAAUAAUCAUUUUGAUCUUCCAAAAUAAGGUAAAUAAUCAAAUUAUAUUUGAUGUGCUGUUCCGUGAUCGAUAUGGAGGAGGCGACUGAAGCGUCGUCCAGGACCACGACACCAGACAUCGUUUCGCGUGAGGUCACGCCGUCAAAUGCGGCGCACGGAACACUAGGACAACCAAACCCAGCUGCACCAGGAAAGAUCACUAGCAGGAAUGCAAAUAGUACAACUAUUUUAACUUCAAUACCAAACAACGAAGCAGAGUUGCAAUUGUACCGAGUCAUGCAAAGGGCUAGCUUACUAGCCUACUAUGACACGCUUCUGGAAAUGGGUGGGGAUGAUUUACAACAGCUGUGUGAUGCGGGGGAAGAAGAAUUUUUAGAAAUUAUGGCUUUAGUUGGUAUGGCCAGUAAGCCUUUGCAUGUUAGAAGAUUACAAAAGGCGCUUCAUGAGUGGGUUCAAAAUCCUGAACUUUUUCGAAGACCUCUUACCGCCAGUGAGUUGCUCGCACCUACCAGCAGCAAUCGAUCACAUAUCGUCACAGGUAAUAUUACACCAGUGACAACGCCGCCGAUUGCGCAGCAUGCUUUGACGCCGGAAAAUUUAAGAGGAGCAGCCGAUAGCCCGGACAGUGCCGGUACCAGGUACCAGGCUCUAUCUCCAGGUAUUGCUGCCCAUGAUAUCGUAUCUUCGGCAUCAUCUUCAUCACCAGCAACCAUAAGUAGCUGCCAAUUAGCAUCAGGAGCAUUGUUGACCUCACUGGUAAUGACUCGUCUGGCUUCAGCGGCAGAGAGCUUAGCUAGACAUUUACCGCCCUUAGAACCGAGACCGCCGAACAACAAGAAGCGUGUUUGUAGGGAACUCGAACGCAUCAUGGAUAUGCCAGACGAUGACCCGCUAAAAAUGCAGCUUGUCCGCCAAUACGCGGCGAUCUACGGUCGUUUUGAUUGCAAACGCCGACCAGAGAGACCUCUGACUCUGCACGAAGCUUGCGUCAAUGAGGCUGCUGCACAAUUAUGCAGGAGGGCACCAGCUUUAUUGACGAGGAGAGAUGAACUGUUUCCUUUAGCCAGAAAAUUGGUGAGGGAUGCAAAUGUCGGAGUUGGUUUGGUGGCGUUCAGAAUCUCCUUUAGAUCAACAGCAAACAACCACGAUGCGAGCAUGCGUUCGCCUUCGGCUAAACGACCUCGAUCAAAUAGCGAUUUGAUGUCGCCUGGGUCGCCUGCCAUGUCACCAGGCCGGCACCAACCGCCCGCCCGUAACCUCCUGCAGAAUACUAAUGACGAUCAUGAGCUUCCAAUGGCUACUGAUUUAACACAGUUGAUACUUCCACAGCGAGCAUGCUCUGACAACAUGAAAACAAAUCAUACUGUAAAUGAAUUUUAAAGGUACUGCAGCACGAGGGCGACUGAUUCUGAAGAUACAGAUUCUAGAUAUUCUUACAGCAAUUCGAGCUCACCUCAUCAGAAUGAUAAUGACAUGAUUCAAAAUUCCAAACUCCAAUAA